This is a messenger RNA of Rhineura floridana, 1789 nucleotides long. It is a transcript of the gene CCDC71, whose product is annotated as coiled-coil domain containing 71. NCBI's taxonomy places the organism in Eukaryota, Metazoa, Chordata, Lepidosauria, Squamata, Rhineuridae. Bases 150 to 1346 code for a protein of 398 amino acids. The record is from RefSeq and is a predicted model, not a curated record. The transcript has 2 exons.
GUGGCCUUAUAUUUCCGGUGCUCCGCGGGCGGCCAUGUUGCAAGGGCUGGAACGGCGCAGCGGCUUUUGCUGGGUCCCGCGGCGGCCGGUGACCUGCAUUGGCUUCCAAGUGGUUUGGACGUAUUAGAAGUUCCCAUUAGCCUAAUGCCAUGAAUGUGGAGGUGGACAAUGUGGAAGAAAAAGCUGUCCAUUCCUGGUCAAGGAUCUCCUCUGCAGGACAGAAAGCCUUGGAAGAAGCUCUCCGAGUGUUCAACCCCAUGUCCAAGGACCUGUCUGACACAGAGACCCAGCUGGUAGCUUUUCUUCAAGGCCUCAGGGAGGAAGGCUACCAGCCCACAAUUCUAAGGAGUAAAGACGUGUACGGCUACAGCUCAUGUACAGCCAAUAUGCCCAGCCAGCCAAAAGGCAGCAUCCAGAACACUUCAAAAGCAGCUGCCCCUGUUUCAGAGUCUGCUAAGGCUCCAGCCCGAAACACAGCAACCACAGCAAAAAUAUCUGGCCCCUUCGCAGGUAUUACAGUAAGUUCUCCUGAAGACUCUGCUAAACCAUUGUCUAAGAACAGUAAUUCCACAAACCUCCUCUUGAACUCAUUGAAACGGACACGUUCGGGCACAUCAAAAGCCUCUGCGGUGGGCUUUCCUUCUAACAUGUACCCUGGUGUCUAUCCAGCCAUGAGACUGUCUGUGGUGCUAGAGGCCUUGGUUCCACUGAAAGCCACAGCAUCCUGUCUGGAGUCAAAAUGUGAGCAAGGGCAUCUUGGGAUUUCUCCCUCGGACCUUAAGCUCCUCAAGGCAGCUAGUGCAUCCAGGCAGUCUUCAGCCACCAAGGCCACUAAAAUAUCACCUGGUCAGAUGGACCCCAAAGGGUAUCGGCACCUAAUAAAGAAAGUGCCGGACUCUGCCGCUCUGACUGUGAGCCUUAUGAAAGGACCAAAGGGUGGGGUGCUGCAGGAAAGCAAUGCUUGUAAAGCCUCUGGGAUCCUAAAUGGCAGGAUAUCUGGAAGUGCCUCCCAGAGCUGUAGCACGGGAACAUCCAGAAUGAAGGAGCCAUCUGUGAGUAAAUUGGAACGGAGAGGUGGUGGAAGCCAUCAGGAGACUCUUGAGCAGAAAAGGAAAAGAGGGGAGGAGGGAAAGGAAUUGCCACGCCGGAAGAAACCCAAUUCUGUUCCGCCCCCCAGUAAACCGGAACUGGCUUCGGCAACGCUGAACCUGCUGAAAUUCCAGGCCAUCAAGGUGAACAGCUCUUCAGAUGAAGAAUUGAGGAGGAGAGCACAGAAGAUCCUUAGGGUCAAUCUGUCCCCUGUUAUUAGAAUUCAGCCAUUGCCUCACUCUCACAGUGUCCCUUGAGUUGCUUAGCUAAGUUGGAGCCACAGGGCCACACAGUGCAAGUGCGAUCAGACCAACUUCAGGCCCCUUGGGGGUUGAUGAGGAUGUACAUGCCUGCAGUCUUCCAGUGGCUUGCCCUCAGGCCAUAGCUAGCAGCUGGGGAAUAUUCUGCAGAGCUGGGCAACUGCUGGAUUAUAUUAAAAAAAAAAUGUUUAGAAAGACUGGAGGAGGCCUCCCAAGGCCUCACUGCAAGAAAAAUGGAGCAGAGCAUUGGCCUUCCUCUAGAACUUUUCUACAGUGUUUUUGUAAACAUGGCAGAGCAUACAUCUGGGGUUUGGCAGUACUUGGGAAUAUUGCUGUACUGUGAUAUUUUUCUUUUCUUUUUUCAGUCUGUAAAUCUACUUGGUUUUAUUUUGAUCAUAUUUUAUAUACUUAUUAAAUAUAAAUAUCUAUGGACUCAUGUA